AUGGGGAGUGAGCGGCAGGUUGUUGUUGGAUGAGGUCAGAGGUCAGCCGGAUCCAGCAUGGACGCGGCGGAGUUGGAGACCGGGUGAAGUUUCGCUGUUGGUUUGAGGGGGAACAUUCCCAGUAUUUCAGUGGAUUGAGAAAGGAGAAGGUGGGAGGAGAUUUUUCAUCAGGCACUCGCACCAGCCAUGCGGAAUCUGAAAUUGUUGCGCAGCCUGCAUUGCAAUAGCUGGCAAGGUCUCGGCAAGCCCCAGUGUCUCACUGUACGGGUGGAUACAGGGACGGUGCUGGUGGGAUCAGACCUAGGAAUCACAGAACUCAAUGCACACACUGAGCAGGUAGUCAGAAAAGUAUCCCUGGUUGAAGAAGCAUUUCUCCCUGAAGAUGGCAGUGGGUGUAUUGUUGGUAUUGAGGACCUGCCAGAUCAGGAAUCUGUUUGUGUGGCUACUGGAUCUGGGGAUGUUAUACUUUAUAAUCUAAACUCUAAUCAGCUAGAAUGUGUUGGCAGUGUUGACAGUGGGCUGACUGGGAUGAGCUGGAGUCCAGACCAGGAACUUGUUGUGUUAACUACAGGGCAGGAGACCAUAAUAAUGAUGACCAAAGACUUUGAUCCAAUUACUGAAGUCAAAAUCCACCAGGAUAACUUUGGUGAAGGAGAAUUUAUCACUGUCGGUUGGGGGAAGAAGGAGACACAGUUCCAUGGCACCGAGGGUAAAGAAGCAGCUCGCUGUAAGCCAACAGAAAUUCAAGCAGCAUUUCCUUGGGAUGAUCGGAGGUCACGUGUGACCUGGCGAGGAGAUGGACAGCUGUUUGCAAUCAGUGCCAUUUGUCCUGUGACUGGAUCCAGAAAGCUGAGAAUAUGGAACAGAGAAUGUGUGCUUCAGUCAACCAGUGAGUCUGUUAGUGGCCUUGAACAGUCCCUGUGCUGGAAACCGUCAGGAAACCUGAUUGCAUCCACACAACGAAAGCUUAACAAACAUAAUGUUGUGUUCUUCGAACAAAACGGUUUAUUACAUGGAGAAUUUUCACUUCCUUUUCAUAAAGACCAAGUUAAGGUAAAUGAGCUGCUAUGGAACAGUGACUCCACUGUGCUAGCGGUUUGGCUAGAAGAUUUGAGAUCAGAUGAGAAUGACCGUCAAAAUACAUACGUUCAGUUGUGGACAAUGGGUAACUACCACUGGUACCUGAAGCAGAGUCUGCAUUUCGGCUGCAAUCAGGUGGAACAGAUUGUAUCCCUAAUGUGGGAUCCUGAGAGUCCCUAUCGACUGCACGUCCUCCGCAGUGGAUGGCUUUACCAGUCCUAUAAUUGGCAUUGGACCAUCAAUCGUAGUACAGGAAAAGAUAGCAGUGACCUUGCUAACAUAGCUGUGAUUAAUGGAGAUAAAGUACUAGUGACACCUUUUCGCCAAACAGUGGUGCCUCCGCCAAUGUCUGCAUAUCAGUUGCAUCUGCCUUGCGCUGUGAAUCAGAUUAUGUUCUCUUCAGAUCCACAAAGGAGCAAUGAUUUUGCAGUCUUGACAGCAGAUAACUAUAUUUCAGUCUUUGAAGCUGAUGAUGGUGUGAAUCAAGACUCUGCAGUUAAAAUUGGUGCAGUUGGCGGCAGUGGAUCAAAGAUAUGCAUCAGAACUCCAAAACGGGUAAAAACGUACAGAAUUAAGUUUGAAGAAGGAGGGAGCGAGUCCCUGAAUCCAUUGAAACUGCGAAUGUUAACCUGGGUAAAGGAGAAUACAUUCCUAGCUGUGAGUCAAGGUCCUAAGACCUGUCAGUCUAUUGUCUGUCAACUGCUAAUGACAUCAGAGGAGACUGAGGAAGGAGAGAUUCAAAUCAGGUCUCCUGUAACUGUGGAUGGUCACGUGAUCAAUCUGUGUCACAACCAGAAGACUGAGACUGUGGCCUUGGAGAUUUCCAGUGGACAGAUACUAAGAUACUUCUGGGCCACACAUUCCUCUGAGGCAUGUGUGAAACAGUGGAAGUCAGCUACUGGAUGUUUAGUACAGUUUCCUCAACCUUGUGUAGAGACAGCUCUAUGUACAGUUGAUGGUGAGGAAAUGGUCUUCGGUCUGACAGAAAGAUCUCGUUUCUACAUUAAUGACUUAGAGAUAGCCUCCAAUGUCACUUCAUUUAUAGCUUGCGAUGAGUUCCUGUUGUUCACAACCCAUUCACACAUCUGUCGCUGUCUGAAUCUUGGGACUACUUCAUUAAAAGUUUUAUCGCAACUUUCAAGCAGUGAUUCCCAGCCUAAUGAUGAAACAGUUCGUAGGGUGGAGAGAGGAUCUCGCAUAGUGACUGUUGUACCCCAGGACACCAAACUCAUCCUUCAGAUGCCACGUGGGAAUCUGGAAGUCAUUCACCACCGAGCACUGGUGUUGGCCCAGGUGCGAAAAUAUCUGGACAGGCUUAAGUACAAGGAAGCCUUUGAAUGUAUGAGAAAGCUGAGAAUAAAUCUCAAUCUCAUCUACGAUCACAACCCAAAAGUAUUUUUGGACAAUUUGGAGAGCUUUGUGAAGCAGAUCAAUUCUAUAAAUUACAUCAAUUUGUUCCUGACAGAAUUGAAAGAGGAAGAUGUCACAAAGACAAUGUAUCCAUAUUUCCCCAGCUCAUCAACUUCAGCACCUGCGAUUGGCACUAAAGUGAACACAGUAUGUGAUGCACUGCGUAAGACUAUGGAGAGAAUCAGCCCUCACAAAUACAGUUUGUCAAUACUGACCUGCCAUGUGCGAAAACGUGCUCCAGAACUGGAAAUUGCUCUUCAGAAAGUCCAUGAACUGAGAGUGAAUCCUCCAUCUGAUCCUGAAGCAGUCAGUGCUGAAGAGGCCCUGAAAUAUCUCCUCUUCCUGGUGGAUGUUAAUGAACUAUAUGACUAUGCAGUGGGCACAUACGACUUUGAUCUCAUGAUGAUGGUGGCAGAGAAAUCGCAAAAGGAUCCUAAAGAAUAUCUACCAUUUCUGAACAACUUGAAGAAAAUGGAAACUAAUUACCAGCGAUACAACAUCGAUAAAUAUUUGAAGCGAUAUAAGAAAGCUCUCAACCACCUCAGUAAAUGUGGUAAGUGCAACUUCAAAACAUUGAACACGUUGUGAUUUCAUGCUUCAGCAGCUCAGUUGAGAAAUUGAGGUGUUCAGAGGGUGGGCGUGCCAACUUAUUUCCAAGGAAUAUGUCUGUCAACAUAACAUCCCACAGGUUUGUACACGUUUAGAGAAGGAACGAGGCACUAAUUUUGUAAUUUUUUUUGACAUGAUCAUAUAUUGUAGUAGAAGCAAUUUUUUUUAAACCACAUUCUACGGAUCUAAUUUUUGUUUAGAAAAGAAAGUAUGGACUUGCAUGCGGUCAUUCUUGAUAAAUCGAAACCUGUUUCUGUUAAAAUUAUGUAACUAGUUUCAUGUAAAGCAAGUCACCAAUAUUAUCAGUCAUAAUGAGGCUAGUUAUCAGAGUUUGUGUUAUAUGGAAUAAUGGUUACUUGGCUCUCAUUUAUACUUGAUAACAUGUCAGCAAAACGUUGUAUUUGUAUAAUGGAUUUCAACUUGAGAAAACGUCCUAAGGUGCUUUGCAGGGCUAUCAGAUAUAAUUUGACACUGAGCCACAUAAGAAGCUUUUGGGAUAGCUGAAGAGGAAGUUUUAUGGCAUAUCUUCAAAGAUGGAGAGGUUUAUGGUUUAAGGCUACCAUUGGUGAAUCAAUUACUAUUAGAUUGCAUGAGAGACCAUAAUUAGAGGAAAACCAAGAUCUUGACAGGUUGUAGGACUGAAGAUGAGUACAGAACUAAGGAUGGGUGAAGCCAUGAAGAGAUUUGAUUAUAAGAAAAGAAUUUUAAAUUUGAAGCUUUUGUCAGUCAGCAGCACAGGGUAAGCAGAACUUGGUACAAGUUAGGACAAGUUAAGUAGUAGAUUUUUGGAUGAGCU
Messenger RNA from Rhincodon typus (whale shark), 3895 nucleotides. It is a transcript of the gene elp1, whose product is annotated as elongator acetyltransferase complex subunit 1. Bases 187 to 3078 code for a protein of 963 amino acids. NCBI's taxonomy places the organism in Eukaryota, Metazoa, Chordata, Chondrichthyes, Orectolobiformes, Rhincodontidae. Gene Ontology annotation, biological process: tRNA wobble base 5-methoxycarbonylmethyl-2-thiouridinylation. The record is from RefSeq and is a predicted model, not a curated record. Gene Ontology annotation, molecular function: protein binding; tRNA binding. The transcript has 26 exons. Gene Ontology annotation, cellular component: elongator holoenzyme complex; cytosol.